Messenger RNA from Suricata suricatta (meerkat), 1886 nucleotides. Its product is annotated as coiled-coil domain-containing protein 7-like. NCBI's taxonomy places the organism in Eukaryota, Metazoa, Chordata, Mammalia, Carnivora, Herpestidae. The transcript has 18 exons. The record is from RefSeq and is a predicted model, not a curated record. The coding region runs from base 292 to 1755 and encodes 487 amino acids.
GUGCGGUCAACCGCCCACCCUACGGCUUUGCGCCCGGCCGGCGGUCUUUACUGCCGCCGCAGGGCGCAGAGGCCCGACCUUUCCUCACAAAUGUCUGUUACAUAGCAAGGCUGGAGUCUGAAGGGUUUGCAGGCUUCCGCCUUGAAGGGAGUCUGGGAGGCUCAGCCUUUCCAACUCUUUCACCUUCGAGCCCGUUUGGCCAAGGCCACGCCGCCCAGUACCCUUCCAACGGCCCCGGCAGGGAGGAAUACGUUUUUCACCUAUAACUUGGAAGUGACGUAAAAUAACAAAAUGAAGUCAGCAAAACAUCUGUCAGUCUCUAGUAAUAAAUUGGCAAAUGUUCCAGAAUUAACUUACAAAAAACGAAUAUUUACUUCACCAUUGUCACCUAAACCAAAGGAAAAACAUAGUGCAAAAUUAGUAUAUGAUAAACUUGAACCAAUGGUCUUAGGAUCUCCACCAACAGGGGAAUCCAUUGUAAGGUAUGCUUUGCCCAUUCCAUCAAGUAAGACAAAGGAGUUAAUAGCAGAAGAUGAAUUGAUCAGGAAAAUUACCAAACAUCUAAAGAUGGUUGUUUCUUCUUUGGAGGAAGCCUAUGGAUUUUGCAUUGUAGAUGGAGAAAAAUCAGUUGUGAAGCCUGAACAUGAGGAAUUAACUUUAUCUGUAAGUGUUGGGGAUGAUCUGAAUUCAUUCUUGGUAUGUUGUUCACAAUUUGCAGCUCAGUUGGAAGAAGCAGCUAAGGAAGAACGUAAUAUUUUGGAAUCUCUUUUUAAGUGGUUUCAGCUACAGGUCAAUCAGAUGGAAGAGAUAGGUAAAGAUCAAAGUUUUUCAGAAGCAGAGUUUCCAGCAAUGGACAAAACAGUCAGUUUAAGCAUUUCACAUGUAGUAAAGCAGGUGCAAAAACUAGAACAACUGAAAAAUCAUCUUAAACUAAAGUCUACACACUCCUUGAAAACCUCGUCUAAACUCAAGAAUAGUGAAAAAUUACCAGGAAUAUUACAAAGUUAUGAAACUGCACAACAGAUAAUUGAAGAAUUCAUAAAAACCCACCCAAGUGAAGAAUUUAUAGAUGUUUCUGCAACUGAUCCACAAGUUGCUUAUUCACUGACUAAUCGACUGAAUGACAUAUUGAAAAUGUUUGAAAAACAGUCACGUAUGUUAGAGAGAACUAGGAAUAACCAAGGUUUGUUAGAGGAUAAAUACAAACAAAUGCAAAGUAAUUUUGAAGUGUUAUUAGAGGAGAAAUUGGUGCUGGAAAAUGAACUACAGAAGUUGAAGAAUACAGAGAAAACAAAGUCGACAUAUGAUCAGAAAAAGAAAACAAUGAAAAUGGAAAAGAAAAAAGACAAAAGAAAAUCUGAGGAUACAGAAGAGAAGAAGUUUCAGGUCAAAGAGCUUAAUGUAAAAGAAGAUUUGCUUCAAGUUAAGAAAGUAGCAUUUGCUCUGGAAGUUGAGAACAAAGUCCUUCAGGAACAACUGAAAGAGGCUUUACAGGAAGCUGAAAGAGCUAAGAAUCAACUUGACUAUUUCCUAAACCAAAGAAAAGAAUUACUUAAAAGUGAAGGGAAGAACAAGACAAUGAUAGAAAUGGAUAUUAGCAAAAUAAAAGUUAAAGAUUCAAAACAAACACCAUUGGAGAAAGAAAGAAGGGAAUCACUAGUUACAGAUUCAGAUAGACAAACAAAUGCAAAAAUCCAAGAACAUUCGCAGAUCUCAGUUGUCACAGAUGGAAGCCCAACUGACAAAAGAUCCUAAUAGAAUUUCUGAAAUACUUUGGAAAAGUCUCCCAAACCUUCAGAGAAUGGAUGGGAGCGAAGUAAGGAGAUCCCACCUGAGCAGACACAUGGUAUUGGUUACAAUAAAGUACAUUUUUUUUGCGCUUUACA